AUGCCAUUUGGCCUUACCAAUGCCCCAUCCACUUUUGAAGCUCUCAUGAAUGACAUUUUCAAAGACCAUCUCAGGAAGUUCAUUUUUGUCUUCUUUGAUGACAUUUUGGUCUACAGUCAUUCCUUGGAUGAUCACUUGCUUCACCUACAAACUACAUUGGAGCUCCUUAGAAGCCACCAACUGAAAACAAAUUUAUCAAAAUGCUCAUUUGGCCAAUCUGAGAUUGAGUAUCUGGGAUACAUCAUUACUGGCAGUGGAGUUAUGGCUGACCCUGCAAAAAUAUCUGUCAUGGUGGAAUGGCCUACACCAACUAACAUCAAGGCUUUGAGGGGAUUUUUGGGACUCACGGGAUAUUAUAGGAAAUUUUUAAAGGACUAUGGAACUAUCAGCAGACCCCUUACUGAUCUUUUGAAAAAAGAUGCUUUCAAGUGGUCUCCUGAAGCAAAUUCAGCUUUCAUUAAACUCAAGCAGGCAAUGUCCACCACACAUGUUCUGGAUUUACCUGAUUUCAGUAAGCAAUUCAUACUUGAAGCUGAUGCCUGUGACUUGGGAACUGGAGUUGUCCUUAUGCAAGAGGGCAUAGCUAUUGCUUUUCACAACAAACCACUUGGACCAAGAGUUGUUGCCUUGUCCACUUAUGAGAAAGAACUUCUAGCAAAUGUGCAGUACAAGAAGCGAUCAUACAACGUAGUGGUUGAUGCGCUAUCUAGAAGAGCUCAUUUACAUGCCACAUGCUCAACAUUGUCCCUAUCUCAGCCAGCUUGGGCACAUGAACUUAUUGCUAGCUAUACUGAUGAUCCUCAAGCUCAACAUAUUAUUGCUCAUCUCACAAUUACCCCUGAACAUGCCCCAAAUUAUACUUACACCAAUGGGGUUUUGAGAUACAAAAAUAGACUAUAUGUGGGCAGCUCUUCCACAACAAAGUCCAAAAUUUUGAACUCAAUUCAUUCUUCAGUUGUGGGGGCCAUUCAGAGACAUAAAGGGGGACACACAUUUCCUGCUGGUCUCCUGCAACCAUUACCCAUACCUGAACAUGCUUGGCAACACAUAUCAAUGGACUUCAUUGAUGAGAGGAAAUCUGUUAUUUUGGUGGGGGUUGACAGAUUGACAAAGUAUAGCCACUUCAUUAGCUUACAUCAUCCUUUCACUGCUUCUUCUGUUGCAAGGGAGUUCAUUACUCAUAUUUUCAAGCUUCAUGGUCUUCCAUCUUCUAUUGUGUCUGACAGAGACAAAAUCUUCACCAGUAACUUUUGGCAAGACUUAUUUAAAGCUCUGGGCACUCGGAUAAAACUCAGUACAACCUACCAUCCACAGACUGAUGGUCAAACUGAGAGAAGGGAUGCUAUGCUUGACUUACUCAAAGAAGCUAUACAUAAAUCUCAAGAGAGGAUGAAAUUCUUUGCUGAUAAAAAGAGGUAUGACAGAGUGUUCUCUGUAGGGGACAAAGUUUACUUGAAGCUUCAAUCUUAUAAGCAAUCUUUUGUGGCUCUCAUGAGGAACUUGAAACUGGCAGCAAAGUACUAUAGCCCAUUUACUAUCAUACAACAGAUUGGUCAUGUAUCUUACAAACUCCAAUUACCAGCUAAAUCCAGAAUUCAUAAUGUUUUUCAUGUCUCCCAUCUGAAGCAGCACAUUGGUGUCACUCACAUUCCAUCUCCAACACUGCAUGUUUUAGAUUCAGAUGGUCAGUAUCUUGUCAUCCAUGUUGCUGCUCUAUCCUCAAGAACUAUUUUUCGCGAUGGUAUUUCUGUACCUCAACUGCUUAUCUAG
Papaver somniferum (opium poppy) is the source of this 1770-nucleotide messenger RNA. RefSeq lists its product as uncharacterized. The record is from RefSeq and is a predicted model, not a curated record. Gene Ontology annotation, molecular function: nucleic acid binding. The transcript has 4 exons. Lineage: Eukaryota; Viridiplantae; Streptophyta; Magnoliopsida; Ranunculales; Papaveraceae. Gene Ontology annotation, biological process: DNA integration. Bases 1 to 1770 code for a protein of 589 amino acids.